CCGCCGGUGCAGCCGCCGCCGCCGCCGCUGCCCCCGUCUGUACCGCAGUGUCUGCUCCGCCCGCCCGCCCGGGUCCGGCCCGCCCCCCUCUCCCACCCCCGCCCCCGGUCCCGUCAGCGGGGUCCGGAACCUACUGUGCCGUCGCCUCUUCCUUUUUCGACGCCGCCGCCGCCGCCUGGGGAGGCGAGCUAGCCGGGAGUUACACCGCCACCGCCAGCCCCUGGCAACCACUAUUCUACUUUGUCUCUGUAAAUUUGACUACUCUAAGGACUUCACGAUGGAUAGAAUGACAGAGGAUGCUCUUCGCCUGAAUCUGUUGAAGCGGAGCUUGGACCCAGCUGAUGAGCGAGAUGAUGUCCUGGCUAAGCGACUCAAAAUGGAGGGGCAUGAGGCCAUGGAACGUCUGAAAAUGUUGGCGCUGCUCAAACGCAAGGAUUUGGCAAAUCUUGAAGUGCCACAUGAGUUACCCACCAAACAGGAUGGCAGUGGUGUCAAGGGCUAUGAAGAGAAGCUCAAUGGGAAUCUCAGGCCUCAUGGAGACAACAGGACUGCUGGAAGACCAGGCAAAGAAAACAUCAAUGAUGAGCCUGUGGAUAUGAGUGCUAGACGGAGUGAGCCAGACCGAGGAAGGCUUACUCCCUCCCCAGACAUCAUUGUUUUGUCUGAUAAUGAGGCUUCCAGUCCCCGUUCCAGCUCCCGAAUGGAAGAAAGACUCAAAGCAGCCAACCUAGAGAUGUUUAAGGGGAAAGGCAUUGAGGAACGGCAACAGCUCAUCAAGCAGCUGAGAGAUGAGCUGAGAUUGGAAGAAGCCCGACUGGUGCUGUUAAAGAAACUGAGACAGAGUCAGCUACAGAAAGAGAAUGUCGUCCAGAAGACUCCAGUUGUACAGAAUGCAGCAUCUAUUGUUCAGCCAUCUCCUGCCCAUGUGGGACAGCAAGGCCUCUCCAAGCUUCCAUCCCGGCCUGGGGCCCAAGGGGUUGAACAGAAUUUGAGGACAUUGCAGGGUCACAGUGUUAUCCGUUCAGCGACCAAUACCACCCUCCCACACAUGUUAAUGUCUCAACGUGUGAUUGCGCCAAACCCAGCCCAGCUACAGGGUCAGCGGGGCCCACCUAAGCCUGGCCUUGUACGCACCACAACACCCAAUAUGAAUCCCGCCAUCAAUUACCAGCCGCAGUCAAGUUCUUCUGUUCCCUGUCAGCGUACAACAUCCUCUGCCAUCUAUAUGAACCUUGCUUCCCAUAUUCAGCCAGGGAGCGUGAACAGGGUGUCCUCGCCACUUCCUAGUCCCAGCGCCAUGACUGAUGCUGCCAACUCACAGGCUGCAGCCAAAUUGGCUCUUCGCAAACAGCUGGAAAAGACACUCCUGGAGAUUCCACCCCCUAAACCACCUGCUCCCUUGCUUCAUUUCCUGCCUAGUGCAGCCAAUAGUGAGUUCAUCUACAUGGUAGGCUUGGAAGAAGUCGUACAGAGUGUCAUCGACAGCCAAGGGAAAAGCUGUGCCUCACUUCUGCGGGUUGAACCCUUUGUUUGUGCCCAGUGCCGCACAGAUUUCACCCCUCACUGGAAGCAAGAAAAGAAUGGUAAGAUUCUAUGUGAGCAAUGUAUGACCUCCAACCAGAAGAAGGCUCUAAAGGCAGAACACACCAACCGACUGAAAAAUGCUUUUGUUAAAGCCCUACAGCAGGAACAGGAAAUUGAACAGCGAUUACAGCAGCAGGCAGCACUCUCCCCCACUACGGCUCCAGCUGUGUCCAGUGUCAGUAAACAAGAGACCAUAAUGAGACAUCAUACGCUUCGACAGGCUCCACAGCCCCAAAGCAGUCUCCAGCGUGGUAUACCCACAUCUGCCCGUUCCAUGCUUUCCAACUUUGCACAGGCACCCCAGCUGUCUGUGCCAGGUGGCCUCCUUGGUAUGCCAGGUGUCAACAUUGCAUACUUGAACACUGGUAUUGGAGGACACAAAGCCCCCAGUCUGGCAGACCGACAGCGGGAAUACCUUUUAGACAUGAUCCCUCCCCGGUCUAUAUCGCAGUCCAUCAGUGGACAGAAAUAACGCCUGUUCCACUUGUACUGCCCCAACCUUGUAUCCUUUACUCCUCUCCUCUCCCAUUGCCCCCAACUUCCGUCGCAUGCAGUGCCUGUACUGGUGCCUACCAUACACGGAAAACAAAACAGAAAAACAGAAGACAAACAGUAGAAAUCAACAAGAAAACACACGCCCUGCCCCGCCACCUCCCCUUUAUUUCACACUGCUGCGAUCUGUUCUUCUGCCACUUUCUCUCUUCAGUUUUCUAUAACAGUGAGGUGGAUCUUUGCCUCUGAUAGAGGUCAGAAUGAGGUCCUGGGGAGAAAUCCAAGCCCUCUGACGUGUGUUUCUAAAGUUUGUUUUUAUGCUUUAAUUAUUAUUAUCAUUUCUAAUGAUGUUGUGUGUCGUCCCUUUGUUCAGUGGACGGUUAAACCUUUUUAUUUUCCCCCCAAUAUUUUUUUUUCUCUUUCCUCUCUUUUUUUUUUUGGUAAACACAAAUGAUAUUCAGUUAAGUGAUAGGAGCAUUGCAGUAGGGUCCCCAACUGCCAAGUAGGACAUGACUGGGAGUGUUAGGGGCAGAAAUUUUUAAUGCACUUAACCCCAGGGUCAGGGGGAGGUGGUGGCGUCGAACAAGGAGGAAUAGCACACCUGCUGUGGGGUGUCUCUGAGCUGCACAGUUCUGGAGGCAGUGUUGAGUAUUGAAGUUGGGCUCUAAGAAUGAGGGGAAAGAGCCUGGAAGGAGAAGCUUUAAAACUUAACCACCCUAGAAUUGACCCAUAAAGAAGGGGGAGAAAGGGGCGUGGCAAUGAGCAUAAUGUUGAGCCAAGGAGGACUGAGACCAGGUCCUGGCCUUCUGGAUGCUGCGGGAGUGCGACUGGUCUCCUGACCCCAGUGGAGACACAGAAGUCUAUUCCAGGCCAACUAGCCCCAAAUUAUAUCAUCUUCUUUUCUUUGUAAAAUUCUCCCCCAUCCCUCUCUCUUUCUUUUCUUUUCUUUUUUUAAAUCCUAAUCUGCCCUUGGUAACCACAGCCCCAUCUGUAAUAUAUAGGAGUGGCUAUUCCUAGCCUGAUUUUGCUGGGUGUCCUGGGCAUUGGAUGGACAUGAGUGAGUGAAAUGUCAAAGGGAGGAAAUAGAGGGAGAAAGAAAGAGGGGUUUCCCUCCCAACAGUUGCGACUUUCCCAUUUGUCUCUUUACCUUCUGAGCGCCAGGAGAUGAGGGUGAGGGCACCUAACAGAUUGGAGCACUGCCCUGACCCUGCUGCACUAACUGCAGAGCCAACCGCUCAAAGCCAGACAAUUCAUGUCAAAACCAAUCCUGGACUUGUGCUAUACAAGUAGUUGUCUUUUUUCUCCCCAGAAUUCUAUAAAUUUUGCUUUUUUGUUUGUUUUUACUUUUUUCUUAAGUGCUACUAAUGUAGAGAAUGAAUUGAAUUGUGCAAUGUUGCUGUUCUGGGGAUUGGGGAGAUUAGCAUCCCAUUUGCCCCUACUGUGGGGGAAGGGGGAGGGGAACAGGCUGUUUUUGAGGUAAGGGAAGCCCCUUAAAGGUAGAGGUUUCUGCUCUCCUCAUAGUGUAUGCCCACCUGCCUCUCCAGCCGUAGAAGCUGCCAGAGUUCAAGGAAGGGAUACUCUCAGCAAAGAAGUAUGAAGAGAGGAGUUUAACAUUUUACCCUUGAAAGCCACCUGGGGAAGUUCCCCCACUUUUAUUUUUUAAAUUAAAUAAUUUUUUAAAGUAAGAAGGCACUUUUAAAAUUAACACACACACAAACUGCACAUCCUCCCCAUAAAGUUUGGGGAGGGGAUGGGAGAAGGAGCUGGAAUCAGGCUCAGUUCCCCCCACACUGGCCUCUACUCCCCAUACUCCAGAGCCACUGUGGGUGACUAUACUGGCCCUACGGGCCUUCCUGGCUUUUUUUCUUUCCUCCCUUCCCCCAAAUUCAUUGAGCACUUAAUAAAGGAGCAGAGAUGCAGCCUGUGUCUGGGCUCCCCCAGUGGUGAAAUGAUCUGGAAGCUAGAGGCUAGUAACAGGUAGUGAUGGGGUCGUUUCGAGUAUUUUUCUGGGGAAUGUGGAACCCCUGACUGUAAGUGGUGGGAGUGGGAGGGGGGUUAGUGGAACUGGGUCUGGGAUUAUUUUAAAAUUAUAUAUAUAUAUAUAAAGAUAUAUUCUUACAUCUCUCCUUUGCCCUCUGUGCUUUGAAAGCACUGGAUAAAUCGUUUGGUUUUGCUUUUCCCUCUUCCACGAAAUUGGAAGCUUUUUUAAGAAUAUUUUCCCUGCAAGUCAUCUUGCCUUGUGGCAUGUCUGUCUAGCUUCUUCCCCCCCCCCACCCCCCAUGAUGAAGUGCCAUUUCUGUUAAGUCUCCCCUCCCCCAGCUCAGAGGUGCUCAGAGGUACGAGGUACCCAAGUUUGUCAAUUGAGAUUAAAAGUAAGGAACAGAGAAUGUGCAAUACCGUCUGGCUGGGGGGUGUCCCUGCCCUGAGCUGAGUCCCUUCCCUGGGAGCCAGGCCACCUUUGAAUGGGGUUUGGAAGUAAUAUGUGUCGAGAAUGGGGGAUGAUGGGGAAGGAAAGCCUGUAGUCGAGUGCCUGCCAAGGUGCUGAGGCGAUAGGGGAGAGGAUGGAGUCUUCCCUGUUUCUAUCCCCUCAGGGUCAGUUACACAGAGGCUGCUUGUUGACUAGUAUAGCUCCGUGACCCUUUGCUCAAUCGCUGAGGUUUGAUUUCUUACCCUCUCUUCUCCCCGUUUUCAUACCCUUCCCAGGGAUUAGUGACAGGGGUGAGGUUCCCCUAAUCAUGGUAAAGUAUUAGCCUUCCACCUCCUCCCUUUCCUCCCUCUCCCCCGUCCUUCUGUUUUCCUCAUUUCUCUACUUUUUCAUCACUGAUUGCCUUGUGUCCCUCCAAGUCUAUUGUUGCUGUCCAUCCCCAGGCCUUGGGCCCCAUAGACACUAAACCUCAUGCCCUAAAGAUAGGAGGAAAGACCCUCUGUUCAGAGUUAUUUUACCCCUGGAGCAUUGAAGCUCAGGGUGAUACUAGAGUGAGGAUCCCACCAGUUUUGCCUGGCUUCCUCCAUCCCUAGAGGCUUUAAAAGUAGUAGUAGUUUAUGGACAGUGGCUUACUCUCUAGAAGCCUGAUAUGGGUGGAUAAGCAGUAAGGCUUGGGUAAAACUGAGGCACAGAGGUCCUUAUUUGUCUUUUUUCUUUUUCUUUUUCUUUUUUUUUUUUUUUUGUCAUUUGACCACAGCAUCUGGACUUCUUUCAUCCCUGGAAUAAGUACUUUUUCCACAUUUUUUGGAUGUAUGUAUGGUAGACAAUUUUUUUUUUUAAGACACAGAGAUAAAUGUUUUCCUGCUUUGGUUACCUUUCCUUUCCCCUUUAAAAGGAAUUAGCUAUAGAACUGCUUUGUAAAGAUGCUUCUUGAUAUUUUACUUUUGUUCCUUUUCCCCAACCACUCCCUUUUCUCCCCACUUCUCCAGAAGGCAUAACCUUCUCUCCACACCCGACACCCCAGUCCUAGGCUCCCUUCCCCUCCCAACAAGACCUUCAUUAGCUUAUGAUAUUUGCUGCCGAGAUGUUAUAACAAGGACUCAUUCGUGUAUAUAAGCUAUUUCUUGAUCCAUUUAAAAGGAAUUGUACACUGUGUAGAAAAAAAAAAAAAACUGAAAAAGAGAAAAAAAAGCCCUAGCCAUGGAUAUUGUGAAACUGUGUUAUGUCAUUUUGUAAUGUGCCCGUUUGUGUAUGAUCCGUGCAAAAGGGUUUCUGGGGAAGGGGAGGGGGUAGG
Messenger RNA from Mesoplodon densirostris (Blainville's beaked whale), 5795 nucleotides. RefSeq names its product GATA zinc finger domain containing 2B (gene GATAD2B). The transcript has 12 exons. Gene Ontology annotation, biological process: negative regulation of transcription by RNA polymerase II. NCBI's taxonomy places the organism in Eukaryota, Metazoa, Chordata, Mammalia, Artiodactyla, Ziphiidae. Gene Ontology annotation, cellular component: NuRD complex. The record is from RefSeq and is a predicted model, not a curated record. Gene Ontology annotation, molecular function: sequence-specific DNA binding; zinc ion binding. Bases 278 to 2056 code for a protein of 592 amino acids.